Colletotrichum fioriniae is the source of this 510-nucleotide messenger RNA. Lineage: Eukaryota; Fungi; Ascomycota; Sordariomycetes; Glomerellales; Glomerellaceae. The record is from RefSeq and is a predicted model, not a curated record.
AUGAAGGUAGUCAUUAUUGGUGCCGGAAUCGGUGGUCUGGUUUGCGCCAUAUCCUGUCGUCGCGAAGGCCUCGAAGUUGUGGUUCUCGAACAAGCUCCUGCUUUACAACCUGUUGGCGCAGGGAUACAGAUACCUCCCAACGCUGCCCGGAUCCUCCGCAAGCUCGGCCUCGUACCUCAACUGCUAGACAAGGCUACUUUGGUCGAUACAAUUGACUACCUUCGAUACAAAGACGGCGAGGUUCUGUACCAGAUUGAAGGUGGCGAGAAGAUGAAGAAGUCCUACGGCGAUGUUUGGAUGUCAGUUCUGGCCUUCAAACUUAGCGCUCGGCGCGAGAUGGUAAUUGCUCGGCCACACUACCACGACGUAUUAUGGAGCGCGGCCAAGGAGGCUGGCGUAGAGUUGCGACUUGGCGCGGAGGUAGUGGCAAUUGAUUUCGAGAACUCAAGUGUGCGUCUUGUGACUGGCGAAAUCGUAAGGGGCGAAGUUGUCGUCGGUGCCGAUGGUUAG